GUUGGAGGCCCUGGGGGUACGGCCGCUGUCUUGUUGUGUGUCGUACAGGGUGGCGGUUGAAGGGGCCGCCGCCCAUGGCAGUGUCGUGGAGGCGGCGGUACGACAGGCGGUGCUGGCAGCGGAGUCCUACCUUUCGUCCAUCAUGCGGAGUGAUGAGGAGUUUGCUGCGGUGCAGGGAGCUGUGGAGAGGGCACUUCCUGGGUUCAGGGUGCUUGUGGUGCCUUCCUUCACUGCAACCCUGAGCCUCGGCUCCAGCUCUUCAGGUCCUGCAGGAGGACACCCGCCUUCAUCACACCCCGCAGCAGCAGCAACGCACCAACCAUCACCCCGGGCGCCGUACUAUGGAGGGGCGCUCUCUGGUGCCGUACAACCUCCACCACAACCGUCACAACUGUCACAACCGCAUAGGCCGCCGCACCCGUAUGCACCCCACCCUCAGCACCUCUACCACUACCACCCCUACUUCCAACAACAACACAACACCCACCACACUUGGGCAACGCAGCAACCACCUCAGCAACCGCCAUGGUACGGCUGGCACAUCACCAGCACCGGACCGCUGCAGACGGGCCACACACCGGCCGAACCCACGACUGAACCCACACCGACC
This is a messenger RNA of Astrephomene gubernaculifera, 610 nucleotides long. The record is from the annotation of a GenBank genome assembly. NCBI's taxonomy places the organism in Eukaryota, Viridiplantae, Chlorophyta, Chlorophyceae, Chlamydomonadales, Astrephomenaceae.